AUGGAUAAGAGUUGGAUGAAGCAAUCUAGAUUGAGUGAUUCAUAUCAACAAGGAGUUAAUUUAUUUCUUGAUUUCGCAUUUAAAAAUGGAAGCCAUGAAAGAAAAAUUGUAUGUCCUUGUGUUAAGUGUUGCCUUAUUAGUCCUGUCACUCGAUCAAUUGCAUUUGAUCAUCUGAUAUGCAAUGGAUUUAUGGAGGGAUACACUAAAUGGAUAUUACACGGUGAAACUUCUUCACAUGCUCCACAGAACAUUGAGAGUACUGUUAGUGAUACUCCUACUAUUGAUAUGCAAGGAGUUAUACAUGAUGUUUUUGGAGAAAAUAGUAGAGAUGAUGAAUGUGAAAUUGAAAAUGAUGAUAAUCGUCAAGGUGAGGAAGAUGAACCAAAUACGAAGGCAAAAGAAUUUUAUGAUUUGAUAAAAGAUGUAGAGACAGAACUUUACCUGUGUUGUACAAGUUUUACAAAGCUCUCAUUCGUCAUUGAAUUAUUUCAUAUUAAGUGUAUGUGUGGAUGGAGUGAUAAUUCAUUUGGCAAGGUACUUGAAUUAUUUAAAAGAGCACCACCAAAAGGUGAAACCUUACCCGAUUCUUUUUAUGAGACAAAAAAGUUAAUCAACGCACUUGGACUUAAUUAUGAAAAAAUUGAUGCAUGUAAAAAUGAUUUCAUGUUGUAUAGAAAGGAUCAUGUAAAUGACACAGAAUGUCAAGUAUGCUCUACACCAAGGAGUGAAGCAAAAGUCUUGCGCCACUUUCCAUUAAUACCAAGAUUACAAAGAUUAUUUAUGUCAUCAAAAACAUCUGAUUUUAUGACUUGGCAUCAUCAAAAAGAUUAUGUGAAUGAUGGUUGUAUGAGAAAUCCAAGAGAUUCUCCAAAGAUGGAUGACUUUUGA
This is a messenger RNA of Cannabis sativa, 888 nucleotides long. RefSeq lists its product as uncharacterized. The coding region runs from base 1 to 888 and encodes 295 amino acids. The transcript is spliced from 2 exons. The record is from RefSeq and is a predicted model, not a curated record. Lineage: Eukaryota; Viridiplantae; Streptophyta; Magnoliopsida; Rosales; Cannabaceae.